Molecule: messenger RNA, 318 nt
Organism: Vanderwaltozyma polyspora DSM 70294
Lineage: Eukaryota; Fungi; Ascomycota; Saccharomycetes; Saccharomycetales; Saccharomycetaceae
Gene: RPP1B
Product: ribosomal protein P1 beta
Exons: 2
Coding region: 1-318 (105 amino acids)
Biological process (GO): cytoplasmic translation; translational elongation
Cellular component (GO): ribosome; cytosolic large ribosomal subunit
Molecular function (GO): ribonucleoprotein complex binding; structural constituent of ribosome; protein kinase activator activity
Source: RefSeq, a predicted model, not a curated record
AUGUCUGACGCCGUCAUCUCUUAUGCUUCUUUCAUCCUAGCUGAUGCUGGUUUGGAUAUCACCGCUGAAAACUUGUUGACUUUGACCAAGGCUGCUGGUGCUAACAUUGAAACCGUCUGGGCUGAUGUUUUCGCUUCUGCUUUGGAAGGUAAGGACUUGAAAGAAAUCUUGUCUGGUUUCCACAACGCUGGUCCAGCUGUUGCUGCUUCUGGUGCUGCUGCUUCUGGUUCCGCUGGUGCUGAAGCCGCUGCUGAAGAAGAAGCUGCUGCUGAAGAAUCUGAAGAAGAUGAUGACAUGGGUUUCGGUUUAUUCGAUUAA